Seminavis robusta is the source of this 2771-nucleotide messenger RNA. The record is from the annotation of a GenBank genome assembly. NCBI's taxonomy places the organism in Eukaryota, Bacillariophyta, Bacillariophyceae, Naviculales, Naviculaceae.
AUGAUGAAUCCGCCCAAUCAUGUCACGAGUCAACGGCCGAAAAGAUCCAAUCCAUCAAAAGCGAGGUUCAAUUUUUCGUUGAUGUCCCCCAUCAUCAAGCCCAUCAACCAAUUGCAACCACUGUCUGUAGACAAGCUUGAAGCACAGCCAUCUAUUAUCCAAUCCGUACAAUACUAAUCCUUCUGCUGGUGCUGAAGAGACUAGGAGUGUACCGUUUCGUUUGACCCCAAGACAGUUGAAAUACUGUACCAUAGCUGAAUGGAAGACGCAACAGAGAACAAAGACACAAGAAUCGCGAUCACUUGAGGAACCUUACCUUACAGACCGAACGAGAAGCCAUUGAGCUCUUUCGUUAUCGGCAUUUCAACACGAUCCAAUAAAUAAUUAUACAAUAUCCCAGCACCAGCUAGCUAGAUCUAGCUAGCUGCGCCCACUUUAACAAGACCAGGAUAGACCGACAGAGAAAGAGAAAGAAGGAUGGCGGACGCUUCUUCGGAACCUCCGCCCACUCUGGGAGAAAUGUUCAUUACGUCGGUGGAUACCUUGGAGGGAAAACAAAUUGAUCUCAGGGUAGCACUGGGAUGGAAUGACAGGCCUCCCUUGCUAGUGGAAAAGGGGAGCUGGCGGAAACGAGAGCGACCCGAAGAUCCUGCGUUGCUCAAAGGGAUGCUCCGAAAGGGUAUUCCACCAGUUCUUCGAUGCGCUGUCUGGCUUUCCAACAUUAUUGCAACCGUGCAUCCCCAUCAACCACCGGAAUACAGCCAGGAAUACAGAACCCUUGCCAAAGUCAGAGCCCUCGAUCUGGCAUACCAAAAUCUACUACAACGAACUAUCUCAUCCAAAGACAGCAAUAUUCACGACGAAACCACUUGGAAAGACUUGAAUACACCCAACUUUGGAAACAAUCUAGAAAAAUUCCUAGAGCCGACCAUCACCGUCAAGAGAGUCAUGAUUGGAGUCGAUCAAGUCUUGGGCGUCAUUGAAUACAGUCCCAUCCUUCCCACACUCUGCGAAUUGCUACUCUCGCACAUGAGCGAAUCAUACGUAUUUUGUGCCUUGAGAGAAAUGGCACAUGCACCCAAUUGGUACUUUCCUACCUAUCGCAGAGAAUAUGCCGCAUGGGUCAAUGCCUUUUGCGAUAUCCUGGAACGCCUACAUCCUACCACGGCCAACUUUUACAAACUGCAUGGAGUCUGGAACGUACCCGGCAUGGCACCGAUAUUCCGCGAUUUCUUUACCGACCUAUUGCCCAAGGAAUACGUCCUGCGAAUUCUGGAUAUUUAUACCUUGGAAGGAAGCAAGGUCAUUUUUCGAUUCGGUGUGGCGCUCUUGGUCUUGUUCAAAAUGGAUCAGAGCAGUAACGGCAGCAACAAUCGAUUGGACAGUAGUGAUGUCUUUGACAGUACGCGAAGUGUUCCCGAAAUUGAAUUGACUGGACUGGACAGCAACAAAGAUGGCGACAACAACAACAAUGACGACGAAAAGGAGGAAGACGUGGAGGAUCAGCAACAAGAGCAAGAAGACGAGGACUUUGAUGUCUGGGAGGCUCUGAAACUGUGGACACAUGACGAACGCUUCAACUUUGAGUUUCUCGUCAAAAAGGCAUACGGUGUGCAUGGACAACGACGUCCCCGACGCUUUCCACGACGCAACAUUAUGGCCCGCAUUAUCAAAAUGGAGGAAGAACGUCUCCUCAAUGACCCUUCCUUGGAUACAUCCGAUGUGGCUCCGUCCAGGCCUUUGGGGAUCACGGAGCCAUUUGUGCAUCCCGAGUUGGAUCGAGACGAACUCGGCAAUUACGACAAAAAACCACCCGAUGUGGUCAUGGCCCAACCCACCGUGAAUCGUGUUCUGUUGGCAUCUUGGUUGCCGUUGUCCUUGCGAAUGACCAAACUCGAGUUGCUCUUUUCCACCAAUCAUCAUGGCAGAACGCUGGAUAUGUUUUAUACCAGAGUCAAGGACUUUAAGCACACAGUGUUGCUGGCCGAAGUCUUUGUACCAGGUUCACAUACCGGUACGAGCAAUGGUGGCAGUAAUGGCAACAGCAACGAUGGCAAGACCAUUAUUGGGUGCUACGCAUCACAGGCUUGGAGGGCAUCGAACCAAGUCUAUGGUGAUGGUGAAUGCAUUCUCUUCCGUCUCGCACCUGACCCCAAGUCAUGGAAGUGGAAUCCUCGCAACAAGGAAAUCACGUUGGAGGAAGAUGGAGGAAAAACUAACGGCAGUGCUUCCGGUGCUGGCUUGAACAACAAUAGUAGUCACAACAACACUGCCUUGCUGGAACAAUUCAUGGUUGGCACCCAGAGCUACAUUAGUAUGGGAGGCAAUCCGGAUGGUUCCUGUGGUCUUCGUUUCAAUGAAGACUUUACGCGUGCCGAGUCGUCUCCAGCGGUAGGCUUUGACAAUGAACCCUUGGCGGGUAUCAAGGGGGACUUGGACAUUGGCCUGGUGGAGGUGUAUGGGUUGAAGAGGCCUACAUAAGAAGAAGAAUGAAGCAUGCCUAUUAGCUAAUGGCAAACGUAAUGAUGUUUUUUUUUGGCCAGGAGUGUGCCUUCCACACUUCCUCUGAACUGGCAACGAUGAGAUCAUGAAAAACGACAACCUGCACACAUUAACAACCGCAACCACCUGAGUACCAUCGAUAAAUGACAAGCACUUGACAACCAUUUCCGUCCAUUGUUUUUAUAUGGCUAGCAACAUGACGAAAGGUACAGUAGUAGCUAGCUAGAACGUUCUAAGUAAGAAGUAGUUGUUUCUAUUCGUUUAGAUGU